UUUUUUUUAUUAUUAUUACGUUUUUUUCUUAAAGUUUUUUAAAUGAUAAUUAUAACUCUAUACUUUGUAAUUAAUCUUUCUACAUUUAAAAGUCAACCGGUAAAUGAUGUAUCGCCGUUUUGGUUAGAUCCUUGUGGGACACAAAAUGAUGAAGACACCGUAUUGCCCGACGAUGUUAGACAACGUGUGUUAAUCGUAGCAGAACGUAAUCAACAAUAUUUCAAUCAGUUUAAAAAUCAGUUUGUACAAAAUUUGGUUGACAAUGAAUUCAUAAAACAUUAUAACACUUGGAGUAAUUUGAACAACAGCUGGAUGCCAGACGAUCUACCGAAAAUACCGGGAGAUCAUUUGUCAAAUUCAUGGUUGAGCAAGCGGUCUUUCCCCCAAGAGCUGCCGAUCACGUACGACAUCUUGCAAAGAGUAUCCGUCGGAUUCGAAAAACUCACCGAUGAUACAAAAAAAAACAAUAGUUAUUUUGAAGAACUGUCCACGUGCAAAAAAUAUUUACGAGAAUUGUUGUGUGAGGUGAAAGACGCAAUUUAUGAUAUGGAACAAGAGCCGUUGCCCGACGUUCAAAGAGAAGUCAUGCCAGACGAUGUCCGCCACGAAGAAGACGAAGGAAGGAAUAAUCUAUUAAACUCUAUUAUUUUUCGAGAUUAUAUAAUAGGCAUCGAAUAUGUUAUACAAACUUACCGAUCUUUUAAAUUAUCCGAUUUCAUGUUGCAAACCUUAAAAUUUAUUAUAAAAAUUUUAAAAAUUAGAGUAAGAUUUUGAACAUUAUUUAAUUUUCGUCAAAUAAAAUAUUAGUUAAAAUUUGGACACUGUAAAAGCCACAUAAACCCAUCAUUUUUUAUUUGUACUAAUCAUAUACUGGGCUAAAAGUAGACUGCCUAUAGCAAUUUGUUGCCUUAAUGAUAGAGCAUUUUUCAACUACUGCGCUAAGCGACAAUUUUCGUUUAGUUCAAUAUCUCAGUUGCCUAUUGAAUGUUGUUUCAAUUGAGGGGAUUUGCAUGCGGUCUGUUUUUGUUUGACGUUUUAGACCAAAAAGCCAGACAAAAUUUCGACUACUUAGGAUGGUCAGAUUUUAAUUCUGUAAUGACAUACGAGUUCAUUUAAUAACAAGAAAAUAAACAUGGCUUUCUAUAUAACAUAUUAUAAUAUUCUAGAAGGUUUAUAACACUUUUUCCGGCGUGUAAUCAUUUUAAAUGUCCGAUUUUAUGUUGUUACAAGGCUUAAAGUAUAAUAAAAUGUAAACAAAUAAGGGUAAAAAUUUGAACAUGAUUUCAUUUUUGUUAAAUAAAAUAUGAGAUAAAAAUUGAACGUUGGAAAAGCAAUGAUUUUUAAACAAAGCAUAAAAAAUAAUUAUACCAUUAUGUUAAUGAAUUGUUCAAAUUCUCUCAGUAUAGAAAUAAUAUAUAAUUUGUACCAUGGUUAAGUAUACAGGUUAUUGCACAUCGUCUCGAAUUGUGAUCUUCAGAAAUAAAAUGGCAGCGUAACGGGAUAUCAAUUUUACUACUAUAUUUGUUUUUAUCAUCGAAUAAUUGACGAAGAAUGAAUAUGGGCAAUAACCUUGUAUAUUUCAAUCAUAGUUUGUACAUAAGUAUGCUUUUAGGAUUUAUUUAUCGUAUGUCAUCAAAACUAUCAUUGAAUAAAUGGUAAAAUGUUUUUAUCAUAUAAUUAUCAAUUUAACGUUAAUUAUUUAUCUUGUUUUUUU
Adelges cooleyi (spruce gall adelgid) is the source of this 1714-nucleotide messenger RNA. RefSeq lists its product as uncharacterized. Bases 43 to 774 code for a protein of 243 amino acids. NCBI's taxonomy places the organism in Eukaryota, Metazoa, Arthropoda, Insecta, Hemiptera, Adelgidae. The transcript has a single exon. The record is from RefSeq and is a predicted model, not a curated record.